GAAAGGUGAGAUGCACGUGCAACAAAGGCAAACAACGCAUCAGCAGAGCUUCACAGCUGUUUGGGACGUUUUCUUGACUUCUUUUUUUAACUCGAUUGCACCUGGAGACAACAGAAACCCUGGGUCCACUCCGAGUCAGAGCAGCAGAGCAGAUGGACCAGGGAUCCAACCGGUCAGGAGUGGGCAGUGAUUAUAUUACAGAUGAGUCAACAUCUAUGGUGGAUGUCAGGUGGAGCUCUGAUGAGGAAGAGUAUCAGUGGCGUUCACAUGUGCUCCCCCAGGGCUCCGACCCUCAGGGGCCGUGUCUCGCGGCACCUCAGACUCCUCUGCCCAACUACAAACAGAGGUUUGAUGAAUUUAAGAAGCUGUUCAAAGAGCUGCCGGAGUCAGAGAGACUCAUAGUGGACUACCCGUGUGCCCUCCAGCGGGACAUCCUCCUUCAGGGACGCCUCUACCUCGCAGAGAACUGGCUCUGUUUCUACAGCAAUGUGUUUCGUGGUACGAAGAUUGUACUGACUCUUAAAGACAUCAUGGCUAUGACCAGAGAGAAAACCGCUCGUCUGAUUCCCAAUGCAAUCCAGAUCUGCACAAGCACAGACAAGUUCUUCUUCACAUCCUUCUCGGCAAGAGAGAAAAGUUACCAGAGUGUUUUCCGCAUGUGGCAAAACACACUGUUGGACAAGCCUAUGACCUGCUUGGAGUUGUGGCAGAUGGUUAAACAGCAUUAUGGGCAUGACCUGGGCCUGAGCCAUGAAGAGAUGGAGAACUUACAGAUAUCAGCAGAAUCGAGCAUGCAGACCAGCCUGUCACCGAGGCCUGGUGGUGAGGAGGGGAGGCUGGAGCGCCCCCCGACCCUUCGCCUCCCUGGGAUGGAGCAUUCGCCUUUAGAGACCUCAAGUCCUCAAGGGGAGGACCCGCCGUCUCCUCUCGGCUUACUGAACCUUCCCAACGUGGACGACUCUCGCAGCCCCUCGACUCCGCGGCGCAGCCCCGUUCCCUCGCUGCUCCGCCUCGCCACGGACCGGGAUUCCAAGCACUCCUCACUUUCUCUCGACCUCAACGCCAACGAGAACGACGCGUCCGAGCAGAGCGGUUCAGAAAGCAUCGAGGAUGGUAUGGAGGAGCGAGUGGGUUUGACCCAGGUGCCGGCAGGUCGACUUUAUCUAAACAAAGUGUUCCACAUUAGCGCACAAAAGAUGUUUGACCUGCUCUUCAGCGACUCCAGCUUCCUCCGCAGGUUCAUGGACAUCAGGAAAACAACCAACGCCAGCUCUACUGCUUGGCAAAAAGACGCCGCCGGAAACAUGAAGAGGACUCUGACCUACACAAUAACCAUUAGCAACCCUCUGAUUGGCAAGUUCUCCACCGCUACGGAGUACCAGACGUUGUACAAAGAAUCCAGGGAUGGUCAGUAUUACCUCCUGGACUCGGAGGUAUACACUCACGACGUUCCCUAUCACGAUUACUUCUACACUCAAAAUCGGUACUACAUAAUGAGUAACUCGAAGCGGAAGUGUCGACUAAGGGUGUAUACAGAUGUGAAAUACAAGAAGCAGCCAUGGGGCCUGGUCAAGUCCUUCAUCACCAAAAACUCCUGGAGCGGCAUUGAAGAGAAUUUCCGACAGCUCGAGGCAGAACUGCUGGAGGAGGAAGCGGAGCUGAAUCAAGGAGGUGGAGACUCUGGGAAGAUGGGCGGGCUUCGGAGGAGGAGGCGGACUUAUAGCCGGACUAUGCCAGAGCACAUGAAGCCCAACAAGCAGUACGGGCAAGACCCUGACCAGCACAGAGAUGGCAACAUGGGCCCCAUGGAAAUGAACGGCAUGCACCGAUGGAACACCACGACAUUAGUGGCUGGGAUGAGUGUGAUUUUGCUGAUUCUGACUGUGAUGAAUCUGGGUCUGUUCUUCAAGUUGUGGGCCAUGGAGGACGUCGCCAACCGCAUGUACCUGAGCACAAAGCAUCGGCUGAGGGAGAGGAGUGAGGCCAGCUUGGCCCCUGAAUAUGCGCCCAGACAGGGACCAGGGUAUCGGACCAUAGAGGAUGCGCAGCUGCUAAAAACUGUGCUGCAGGACUCCAUCAACCUUUUAGAACAGCUCCGCAGCUCUCUGGUGGUGCUGCAGCAGAACUUUGCUUUGGCCAAUCGCACGGCAGCACCACAGUGAUACUCCAUCACCUGGCGACUACAGCGUGCCUAUCCCCGGCCCUGUGGAGGGAAUAAAAGGACGACAGUAGUGAACUGCCUCUGAGGAAAUCUCUGGUAUCCAGUGACGUUGCCAUGUAGACGUCCCCAUGUAGACGUCCCCAGACCCCUGACAUGCCAUGUGUUGCCAGCGGUUACGCGUCCCAAAGCCUGUGGCGGGGCAUCAGGUGCCAGGAUGUUUUUAAAGCUGCGGACUGACUGCUGCGAGGACAAAGUUGCAUCAGAGUCGGCCGCACAUGAAGCAAUGGGUUUAGAUUUCUGUCGGGUGCUAUUGUUGGAUCCAUUAGCUGGCUUCUUUUUCACUCUUUCCUUUAAAUAGUGGCAUUAGAUUUCAGAAAACGCCUUCCUAUGUUCUGAUGAGCCACAUCAAGUGAACUAGUUUUAUUUUUGUUUUAUUCCAGGGAAGUGAAUCAAUAUUAUUUAAAACGGCUAUUUUCUUUAUUUACAUUUUUUGCACAUUUUAUCAUUUUUUGCACAAGUGCCUUGUAGAGGCCGUGUUUUAGAUAUCUUUUGGGAUUUUUUAUUUUUUUCCAAUAAAAAUUGUAGAAUCAGUGACUCAUUUGAAAGGUUGUCCUCUCUUUUGUAAUCAUGAUAAUUCAACUUUUUGUAUAUGUAAACCGCAGGAGUGGUUGCAACAUAACAUUUACAAAUUGCAAAUAGGAAAAUAUCUUGAAUUUUGUAAUACUGUAUAUGAGCCAAAUCAUGUCUACAGAAGAUACUGCUGAUGGUGUGCCUUUUUUACUUGUACAUGUGAAAUCAGUUUUAUGUACUUUCUUUUUGCUUUGCUGUUUUUUACGCUGAACCAAGUAAAAAAACUAUGAUUUGGUGUAACUUGAAAUACUAGGUGUAGGUUCGGUGAGACUAUCUCAGGUUAUCUCGGCACUAUGCUCUCACUCUGUCAGCACUAAGUUUGUUCUGUGAUUUCCAAAUUGACAUGAACACUAUCGUCAUUUUUUUUUAACGAAUUGUUGGUGACACGCUACUACAAUUGCAUUGAGCCUUGUUUGAUGUUUACAGUGUUGCCAUCAUCCUUGUCUGUGUGCAUACAUUUGUUCAGCUGCAAGCGACCACUUGUUAAAAACUGGUUUCUGUUUUGUACAUUUUUAGCCAUAUUGCAAUUAACUAUUUUAAUAAACAAGAUUUCUUGAUAAAAUCAUGUCUUGUUCUGCCAACAUUUUAAAAUGCAAUAUGUUAGAGCUGCAAAUGAUUAUUUUCAUGAGUGAUUAAUUGGCCAAUUAUUUUCUUGAUGAAUUGUUAUUGUCUAUAUUGUCAAUGUCUAUAAAAUUGUGGAAAAUGUCCAUCACAGCAGCUGA
Messenger RNA from Sebastes umbrosus (honeycomb rockfish), 3513 nucleotides. It is a transcript of the gene gramd1c, whose product is annotated as GRAM domain containing 1c. Gene Ontology annotation, cellular component: endoplasmic reticulum membrane; endoplasmic reticulum-plasma membrane contact site; plasma membrane. The transcript has 18 exons. Gene Ontology annotation, biological process: intracellular sterol transport. The coding region runs from base 153 to 2162 and encodes 669 amino acids. Gene Ontology annotation, molecular function: sterol transfer activity; sterol binding. The record is from RefSeq and is a predicted model, not a curated record. NCBI's taxonomy places the organism in Eukaryota, Metazoa, Chordata, Actinopteri, Perciformes, Sebastidae.